AUUCUCGGUUAUUUCGUAUCUGUUUACGAUUAAUUAAUAUUUCAUGUUAGUUCACUGAUAAAUAAUUUGAUAUAUGAUAAUUAAAUUAAUUCGACUACAUAGUAUAUGACAUUUAUUACCAAGAAUCCUCUUGGAUUCGAUGCGAAUUAUGUACUGUACAGUAUUGAACUUUCUUUUCGACUUCAAUAUCAGCACAUGAGGUUAUAACAGCCCGAGUACUGACUGACUACUGGCGUUAUUCACCACCACUGUGCUUGUUUUCCGUUCCAUGCUCGUGUGCUACGAUCAGUACUCCAGUUACUUCUUGUAAUCUUGUUAGAUUAAUUACCAUACUUUACCUUUUUCGAUUUCUGAAAUCUUCGCUGCGAGCCUUCGACAGUAGCAGUAACUUCAUGUCCCUAAAACCAGAAGCCUGCAACUGGUUGUUCGCGAAUUGUCGGUUAGCCUUUACCACUAUGUGACUAUACAGUACUUCAGCGUUUCUCUGAAGUUUUAGGAUCAAUCUCGUCAUAUUUUGAGUACUUAAUUUAUGGCCUGAGCCUUAGCACGUAUCGAGAAAACAGGAGCGUAAACAGUAAAUUGUUUCCGUCUGUGGGAGUAGCAAUAAUCGCAAAAUUCGCUUGUGGUGCAUUAGAAUCAGUUGAUGGCCUCGGUGAAUUAACGGGAACUACGGGGAUUAUAUGGUGUGCGCCGGUGCACGAACUGCUGUUAUCAAAUUAAGGUGCGUUGCUGAAGGGCUUCUACUUCGAAGGCUUAUCCUGUAUAAAAAGUAAGAUCUGGGAAUCGCUUGGUUCGCAUUCGAAUGAUUCUGAGAUAGUGGAUCGAAAUGGGCGCCUUUUUGGACAAACCAAAAACUGACAAGCACUAUGAAUCCGGAAGCGGGAACGGCGUUCGUUUUGCACUGUGUUCUAUGCAAGGAUGGCGAAUUGACAUGGAGGAUGCCCAUACCGCUUUGACGGCGCUGGGUCCGCCUUUUGAUUCUUGGUCUUUUUUUGGUGUGUUUGAUGGACAUGCUGGAGGAAAAGUCAGCAAGUACUGCUCGGAGCACUUGGUGCGUUACGUAACGGACACCGAGGAAUUCAAUCAGCUUAAGGAUGAGAAUCUCUCUCCUGAGAAGAAGCGCGAUUUCAUUAAGCGCGGGCUAGUCCGUGGAUUUCUAAACCUCGAUGAGGUCAUGCGAAAGCUCCCGGAAGUGUUGGCUGGAGAAGAUCGUUCCGGAUCCACAGCGAUCUGUUGCUUGGUCACUCCUGACGUCAUCUAUUUGGCUAACUGCGGAGAUAGUCGAGGCAUCAUAGUGUCCAAGGAAACCGUAACCCUCGCGACAUACGAUCAUAAACCUGUCAAUCCUGUGGAGAAGGAGCGCAUUCACAAUGCCGGAGGUUCGGUAAUGAUUCAGCGUGUCAAUGGAUCGCUGGCGGUAUCGCGAGCCCUUGGCGAUUUUGAAUAUAAACGCGUACCGGGUCUUGGACCCUUUGAACAGUUAAUCAGUCCCGAACCGGAAAUCUCGGAUUGGGGUCGGGGUCCUCAGGAUGAGUUUGUCCUCUUGGCCUGUGAUGGGGUGUGGGACGUAAUGAAUAACGAGGAAGUUAGUCAGUUUGUGCGUUAUCAGCUAACUGUUACGGAUGAUCUUGAAAAGAUUUGUGAGGGUCUUGUGGACAACUGCUUAAAUAAGGGAUCUCGGGAUAAUAUCAGCGUUAUUCUUAUUGUGCUUCCUGGUGCUCCACGUCUCUCCGAAGAGGCCCGCCAGAAUGAGGAAUCAAUUGAGCGAUCUAUUGAAUCAGCUGUUAAAGAUAUUCUGCAGAAGGACCAACAAACACCAGGUCAACAUCCAGAGCUUGACGUGACUACCCUAACGCACAUGGUCCAUCAGGUCCUGGAAAAGAACGGCGUGACAUUUCCUCCGGGGACAUGUAUUAGUGCCAAGCGCAAUGUAAUCGAAAGAACGUGGAAAGAGUUGCGCCCCUCAGAAGAAUUACGACAGGAGCCAGGACGAGCGGCCACUUCGACAAUUAUGAGUCUCUUCCGGGCAAAGCAGCAGACGGCUGUCAGUGAAGGCAGCCCGACAUCUCCCCAUCCCCCUGAAAAUACGCUACAAGGGACCGCGGCUGAGCAGACGGCCUCGACGGAAGAUGAUCCCCCUCUGGACUUGAACCCACCGAUCGCGCAAGCACCUUCCGAUCAUCGUCCGGAUAACAGCACUAACAGCCACACUCCGUUUUCUGAUAAUAUGGCUGGUGACGGUGUCACACCAGCGGCUGCAUUGCAGAUGCCGCCUCAUCCACCGCUGAUUGAUGCGGAAAAGAUUUAAUUGUAUUGUACCCUUCAAAAGGAUAAAACCCUUGAAAUAUCCUGCAACAUACUGUGCUUAAUUCAUAGAGCACGGUUAAACCCGUUGCUAUAAUUAUAUGGUAUGUUGGGCAGUUUUAUUUCUUUUGAGAAUAGUUGUUUAAAUUAUUAAUGUCGCAUUUGCCCAUGUAGUUUGUGUUUAGCGUUACGAAUGCUUGUGCUAGGCUGUAGACUGUUCAGGAAUGUGUGGUUUGUGGCGAUUUGCAAAAUGGGUUAUUGACUUAUCUUCACUGUAUUAAUGAUGUUGCUUUAAAAUUGGAAAAUGUUA
Messenger RNA from Paramacrobiotus metropolitanus, 2614 nucleotides. Its product is annotated as protein phosphatase 1A-like. The transcript is spliced from 7 exons. Gene Ontology annotation, molecular function: manganese ion binding; magnesium ion binding; protein serine/threonine phosphatase activity. Gene Ontology annotation, biological process: protein dephosphorylation. NCBI's taxonomy places the organism in Eukaryota, Metazoa, Tardigrada, Eutardigrada, Parachela, Macrobiotidae. Bases 827 to 2308 code for a protein of 493 amino acids. Gene Ontology annotation, cellular component: nucleus; cytosol. The record is from RefSeq and is a predicted model, not a curated record.